Cladophialophora yegresii CBS 114405 is the source of this 1179-nucleotide messenger RNA. RefSeq lists its product as uncharacterized. NCBI's taxonomy places the organism in Eukaryota, Fungi, Ascomycota, Eurotiomycetes, Chaetothyriales, Herpotrichiellaceae. The transcript has a single exon. The record is from RefSeq and is a predicted model, not a curated record. The coding region runs from base 1 to 1179 and encodes 392 amino acids.
AUGGAAAUUGAACCUCAAAUCUACGAGUCACCAUUCUUCCAAGAGCUGGCCGUCACAGGCGAGAUACAUAUCGCCCAAGGCCAACCACCGGCCCGCCAUGACAUAUAUCACGACCUGGUAAAGCGGCAGGUAACCGACAGCAACGGCGAUAGUGACAGCGACAGUGACAAUGAGGGUGGAAGCGUCGUGCCAACGACACUCGCUGAACCCACCACAAUUGCGACCUCGACCCCGACCUCGAUCUCCUCGGUACCCACCUCCCCAGAACCAACAACCACUUCCCCUUCCCCCUCCAUCACCACCGAAACGAAAACCUCAGAUGCAACCCCCGGCGUCUCAACCUCGACAUCCCCCUCUGUCACCGUGAUCACCACACCCCUCCCGACCCCCUUCGACACCUCCCUAGGCAGCAACUUCACGACCCCGUCCUGCCCACAAUUCUUCUCCACCUUCCUAUCCAACACGACAUUCCAGUCCUGCGUCCCCGUGUCGCUCCUCUUGCAGAACUCAAACUCCUUCUUCCGCGCCCUCCGCUCAAGCACGCUCCUUACGCAAACCCUCGAAGCAGCAUGCAGUGCGCCUCUAGCAAUCUGUUCGCCCCUGAUGGCCACCCUCGCGGCGCAGCUCCUCGACCACGCAAACUGCGGCGACGACUACAGCCAGCAGAAUCCCCUGGUUGUGCAGGCGUACGCGGGCCUCGUGGCGUACGAGCCCGUCUACCGUGCGACGUGUCUCAAGGACGGGUCCCAGGGCGGGGAAGGGAAUGCGGACGAGUCCACCACCACUAGCAGCACCAGCAGCAGCAACCUGAAACAACCGUACUGCUUCGUCGAGGCGACCACCAACGCCAACAACUCGGCCGACUUCUACCCCUACUACACGGCCAUCGGGCUGAGCAUGCCCCUGACAGCGAGGCCGUCGUGUUCGGAGUGCCUCAAGGAGACGAUGGAUAUCUUCGCGUCGUACGCGGAGAAUGCCGCCCAGCCGCUUGCCAAGACGUACUUGACGUGCGCGGCGCAGGUGGACAAGAGUUGCGGGAGCGGGUUCGUGAGCACGGAUGUGAAGGUCGGGAGUGUGGAGAGUCCGAACGCUGCGGCUGGGAUGGGCGCGUUCAGUCCCAGUGUGCUCUCGCUGGUUGUGUUUGUGGGGUUGAUCGCGUUGGUGGUUGGGGUGUUGUGA